Candidula unifasciata is the source of this 342-nucleotide messenger RNA. NCBI's taxonomy places the organism in Eukaryota, Metazoa, Mollusca, Gastropoda, Stylommatophora, Geomitridae. The record is from the annotation of a GenBank genome assembly.
AUGUACACCGGGGUGGCCACGUGGAAGUCUGCCCAGUCCAAGCAGUUUGAGACCAUCUAUAGAGCCACCGACAGAAGCUGGGAGCAGCAGCUGCAGACUUGGCCAGGUGAUACGAAUGAGGUCAUCUUUGAGGUGGGUAAUGACACCUCCUGCUUCAACAAACCAGGAAAUGUUUACUGCAAUGGGCCACUCCCGGCUGGGAAAUCUUUCAGAGUUCGUCUGUUUUCUUGUACAGCUGCCGGCUGUUCUGUGAGCGAACCAUCAGGACUGUUUAUGACUGCGGGUAAGUCACUUUCUUUAUUGAAUAAGAGUUAUCUUCUCAUUUUGCAAAAUAACAAAUAG